Messenger RNA from Orycteropus afer afer, 2046 nucleotides. RefSeq names its product 3-hydroxymethyl-3-methylglutaryl-CoA lyase like 1 (gene HMGCLL1). Lineage: Eukaryota; Metazoa; Chordata; Mammalia; Tubulidentata; Orycteropodidae. The record is from RefSeq and is a predicted model, not a curated record. Gene Ontology annotation, molecular function: hydroxymethylglutaryl-CoA lyase activity. Gene Ontology annotation, cellular component: cytosol; endoplasmic reticulum. Gene Ontology annotation, biological process: L-leucine catabolic process; ketone body biosynthetic process.
GGCGCCGCCGCAGUGCGCAGAGCAGUGUUGGUGCUCGCCGCCCCCUCUCCACCAGAGGGGCGCAUUCGGUUGCUGGCGCAGUUUCCCAACGCCGUGCCCGCCCCUCAGUCCUCUCCUUCUAGCUCCCGCCCUUCGUCGGCUGCAGUCCCUGGCCCCGCCAUGGGAAAUAUGCCUUCCGCGGUGAAGCACUGCCUCAGCUACCAACAACUUCUCCGAGAGCAUCUCUGGAUCGGGGAUUCGGUGGCAGGGGCACUCGACCCCGCGCAGGAAUCAUCGCAGUUAUCUGGACUCCCUGAGUAUGUCAAAAUAGUUGAAGUUGGACCAAGGGAUGGAUUACAGAAUGAAAAGAUUAUAGUUCCUACAGAUAUAAAAAUUGAAUUUAUCAAUCAGCUUUCCCAGACUGGCUUGUCUGUAAUAGAAGUGACCAGCUUUGUAUCCUCCAGAUGGGUACCACAGGUUGCUGCUGGAGCCACUGAGAUUUCAGUGUUUGGUGCUGCAUCUGAGUCUUUUAGCAAGAAGAAUAUUAACUGUUCCAUUGAAGAAAGCAUGGAUAAAUUUGAGGAGGUCGUUAAGUCUGCAAAACACAUGGGUGUUCCAGCACGAGGGUAUGUUUCUUGUGCCCUGGGCUGUCCCUAUGAAGGAAAUAUCACACCGCAAAAAGUGACAGAAGUGUCUAAGAGGUUGUAUGGCAUGGGCUGUUAUGAGAUCUCUCUGGGAGACACAAUUGGAGUGGGAACUCCAGGAAGCAUGAAAAGAAUGUUGGAAAGUGUCAUGAAAGAAAUCCCACCAGGUGCUCUUGCUGUUCACUGUCAUGACACAUAUGGACAAGCUUUAGCAAAUAUCCUUACAGCCCUUCAGAUGGGGAUUAAUGUGGUGGACUCUGCAGUAUCUGGAUUAGGUGGUUGCCCUUAUGCAAAAGGUGCUUCUGGGAAUGUAGCCACUGAGGAUUUGAUAUAUAUGCUUAACGGACUGGGGCUCAAUACAGGAGUGAACCUUUACAAGGUGAUGGAAGCUGGUGACUUUAUUUGCAAAGCUGUGAAUAAAACCACAAACUCAAAAGUAGCACAAGCCUCCUUCAAUGCUUGACUUGAAUGAAUUUGUAACUUAAGGUUGAGAAGAUCCGUUUCAACUACAUGUAUUCAUCUGAAAGUCAUUACUGUCAACUUGUUCUGAAAUGUGAAGUAAUGGACAAGAGUGGAAAAAAGAAAUACUUUGUAAAAUGAGCAUUGCUGGAUGGAUUAUGCAGUCAGAGGAAAGCAAUACCAGUCAUCAGGUAAAUUGCAAGCUGAGGAUAAAUAAUAAAACUCAUAGACAUGCUUUUGAAUUUGGAAAAAAAAGUCUACUUUUUGCUUCUUAGAAAUAACUUUUUAAUUUAGUAGACGUGAAAAUUGACUUCAGAUUUCCCUAAGUAUCAAAUACCAUGUUAAUACUUAAUCAAGCUGGUUUAGUACAGUGUACAUAUUGUCGGUAGUUUAUGAGCUCCUGCAUAGUGUGCAAAGUGUGUGGGCUCAGUAUUAUGCAUUAUGCCUCUGGAUCUCAACUUUCCAUUUGCCAAGUCAGUUAAGUUAUGGACCAAGAGCCAAAUCUGCAUCUGACCCUACAUAAUUUUUAGCAAUAGAACUUUUAUAUUUCAAAUUCGGCUAACAUCUGUUAACUAUUUCAAUGACUUUAUCUUGUUCCAAGGGGCUGUGGUCAAUGGCAAUAUGCCAUCUCCUGGAAACAUAUUACGACCUCCCAUGUUUGUUACAUGCAUUCAGUUUACCAUACUUUCCCUUUCAUCAGUUGUAGUAAAAACUACUAUGCUGUUAGUUAGCUACUGAGAAAUAUAAGCUAUGAGUUGCCUUCUGAUAUCUAAAUUUCAGUAAUGAGAAUAGAUAGAUACGUGUGCCAUAAUCCACUUCUAUAAUUUUCAGAUCACUUCCAAAUUGCCUAAGGAAAUAUCGCUGUAAUAAUAGGAAUAUUAAGCUAUUUUUAAUUAAUGAAAUAAAUUUUCCAUUGAUUCCAGGUACUUUGAUUAAUCACCCCAGUUUUGUUUUUUUAGGGGUU